Messenger RNA from Dromiciops gliroides (monito del monte), 961 nucleotides. Its product is annotated as golgin subfamily A member 7-like. Gene Ontology annotation, biological process: peptidyl-L-cysteine S-palmitoylation; Golgi to plasma membrane protein transport; protein targeting to membrane. Gene Ontology annotation, cellular component: palmitoyltransferase complex; Golgi stack. The record is from RefSeq and is a predicted model, not a curated record. Lineage: Eukaryota; Metazoa; Chordata; Mammalia; Microbiotheria; Microbiotheriidae.
AUGAAGGCUGCUGAAGAAGAAGCCAUGGAUUGCUUAGAGCUUGGUCAGACAUUAAAAAAUCAAAGUAAUUCACUGCAACCUGAGCCAAUUGCCAGUUGUCUUGACUUUUUUCUCUUGCCACUGGGCUUGGAUGAUUCAGGAAAUAAGACUAAGCAACACCUAGUCAACCUUCCGGUAGAAGCUAUUUUUCUGACAAAACGACAAGGGAGGAGAACGUGGGGUGGCGGAGAGGGCGGCCGGCCUGGGCAGCAUGGGACGGGCGGGGGCUCCGGGGCCACUGUGCCGGGCCGGCUCUCCGGUCCGGCCUCUCCGGGUGCGGCUGGUCCCGGGGGACUGAAAAGAACCGUGUUGUCUUGUCCCCCGGGCAAGGUCUUCAUCCAGCGGGACUACAGCAGUGGCACACGGUGCCAGUUCCAGACCAAGUUCCCUGCCGAGUUGGAGAACCGGAUUGACUGGCAGCAGUUUGAAGAAACAGUUCGUACUCUAAAUAACCUUUAUGCAGAAGCAGAAAAGCUUGGGGGCCAAUCUUACCUCGAAGGCUGUUUAGCUUGUUUGACAGUAUAUACUAUCUUUUUGUGCAUGGAAAAUUAUGAGAAGGUUCUGAAGAAAAUCACCAAUUAUAUUCUGGAACAGAACGAGAAGAUUUAUGCUCUGCAGGGUCUCCUUCUGACAGACCCAAUUGAGAGAGGACUUCGUGUUAUUGAAAUUACCAUUUUUGAAGACAGAGGCAUGAGAAGUGAAAGAUAAACCAUGGAGUUAAAGAGUCCGUUUCAGAAUGGGACUCUCUUCUGUCCACCGGCCAACUGCAGAGUGUCCCCUACCUCCUCUCCAAGCAUCAUUCCUUUGUAUCUGCUGCCAGAGCCACGGUGCCAUUCUACUCCAAGGACUAACUUUCUAAAAUUCCGCUCCUGGGGUGACAUCUAGUCGCUCAGCAUCCACUUUGUGUCUUUAAACUGUGUAG